Eruca vesicaria subsp. sativa (arugula) is the source of this 437-nucleotide messenger RNA. Lineage: Eukaryota; Viridiplantae; Streptophyta; Magnoliopsida; Brassicales; Brassicaceae. The record is from the annotation of a GenBank genome assembly.
CAUGUCUGGUCGUGGAAAGGGAGGAAAAGGUUUGGGAAAGGGAGGAGCCAAGCGUCACAGGAAGGUUCUCAGAGACAACAUCCAAGGAAUCACCAAACCUGCUAUUCGUCGUUUGGCUCGUAGAGGAGGCGUCAAGAGAAUCAGCGGUUUAAUCUAUGAAGAGACACGUGGCGUCCUUAAGAUCUUCUUGGAGAAUGUUAUCCGCGAUGCCGUUACCUACACAGAGCACGCGCGGAGGAAGACGGUGACGGCUAUGGACGUGGUUUAUGCUCUCAAGAGGCAAGGAAGAACCCUCUAUGGAUUCGGCGGCUAGGGUUUUAAAAUUGUGUUGUCUUCUAAAUUAAGCUGUUGAUUUCAGAGUUUGGUGUUAAACACAGAAAACAACAAAAGUUAAGGAUUGUAGUUGCAAUAUGGUUAAAUAAAUCAAUGUUAAAAAA